Molecule: messenger RNA, 1614 nt
Organism: Penicillium nucicola
Lineage: Eukaryota; Fungi; Ascomycota; Eurotiomycetes; Eurotiales; Aspergillaceae
Product: glycosyl hydrolase family 79 C-terminal domain-containing protein
Exons: 2
Coding region: 1-1614 (537 amino acids)
Source: RefSeq, a predicted model, not a curated record
AUGUUACCAUCAAUAGCAUCAACCAUCCUAUUUUCGGCUCUAGCACAAGCAAAUACCCAGACUUACAAUCUUACAAUCCAAAAGAACGCACCAGAAAAAGCAUACCAUGUACCAGCCGACUUCUUCAGUUUCGGCUUCGAAACCGCCUUCUUCCCCCAAUUCGACACCGAUCUAUCCGAAAACAUAAUCAACUCCAUCGGCUCGCGCAUGAGCAAGCCCUUGAUCAUCCGCAUCGGCGGCACAAGCGGCGACCUGGUGCAGGUCAACCUAACACAAGAAGAACCCGCUCGCUGUGCGAGCGGACCGGACUGUCCCUACUCCAGCGAAGAUACCUUCGUGCUAGGCCAAAGUUAUUUCGACACCUUCAAGCGAUUCCAGAGCGCAACAAUGACCAUCCAGGCGCCCAUGAUCCCCGUCAAGCCUGACAGCAAGGACGAUGAUUGGAUUCCCAAUUCGCUGGAUUUUAUCCAGCGCGCCUACCAUGCUCUUGGAAAAGAGCGUGUCAAUGCUAUUGCGUUGGGUAAUGAGCCUGAUUACUAUUCAUAUGGAGUGGAGCAGUAUGUUGACCGGGCGCUGGAGAUUGAGAACCGCACCAUUGAGCUUUUGGGCUUGGAAGGUGCCGAUAGACGGAUCUUUGAGCUGGGUGAUAUUGGAUGGACAGUGAUCAAACAGCGGGACCAAGAUGGGGAGGACUUUGGCUUGCGGAAGAUCUUCCAGAACGAGCUCAAUGCGAAUGGAUACGGCAAGUAUGCUGCGCAGCAUUACUACCAGGCCGAUGAGGGGGGCAAAUAUGAUUCGCAGGCGCUGCAGGACCGUCUCAUGAACCACCACGCCAUUGCUGAGCGCUUCCCCAAAAUGCGAAGAGGCAUUGAAUACAUUCACCAAGCCGACAGCAAGAUUGGGUUUGUGAUUUCCGAGCUGGGCUGUGCUCUAGGAGGUCCUCCCGUCAGCUUUGCUGGCGCUUUUGGUGCAGCGCUGUGGGCAGUUGACUUCCACCUGACCGCAAUGGCACGCGGCGUGCAGCGAGUCUCGAAUACCAUGCGCCCGGAGGCUACGCAUUCUUUCUGGGUCCCCAAUGAUAUGGGCACUCAGACUCGUGGUCCUUCUGUGCAGGGCGUCUUCCCUGCUGCGGCUUUCAUCACCGACUUUGUGGGCAAAGGUGACUCUCUCGGUCAGGUCAUUGAGAUUGAGGUACCAGGCAUGCCGCAGUUCUUUAGUGCGUUUGCGAUGUAUGAUCUCCAGUCAGGUCAACUGGCACGUAUUGCGCUUGUCAAUCUGAAGCAGUGGGAUCAUACCUCCCAGGAUGACCGAGGUAGUGCCGAGGUUAUCCUGAAUGUUGGUGAGAUCGGGUCGAUGCAUGCUCGAAGACUGCACGCUGAGAAGGGUACAUCGGCCAUGGGCUUUGAUCUCGGUGGCCAUGGAGAUAAUGUAACCUGGGCUGGAGAGCAAUGGUCUCACACCGUUGAUGGGGGCAAGGGGCAUUUUGUUGAUGGUACUAUGGUGCAGGAGACGGUCACUAUGGAGGACGGUCAUGCCCGAAUCUCCGUCCUUGACAGUGAGGCGAUCAUUGUGUAUUGUAAUACGGGGAUUAGUCUUUUGGAUCUUCUUCAAUAA